Rana temporaria (common frog) is the source of this 1032-nucleotide messenger RNA. It is a transcript of the gene UMAD1, whose product is annotated as UBAP1-MVB12-associated (UMA) domain containing 1. The record is from RefSeq and is a predicted model, not a curated record. NCBI's taxonomy places the organism in Eukaryota, Metazoa, Chordata, Amphibia, Anura, Ranidae. Bases 135 to 551 code for a protein of 138 amino acids. The transcript has 4 exons.
GGCGCGGCAAAAUGUGACGCUGUGGUUGGUCAUGUGAUUGACAGUGCAGGGGGCGGGGUUAUAGCAGUACAUAGUAGAGAGAGGAGCGCACCUACCUGUCUGGGAGAUAAGAGGCCAAUAUAACCUCCCCGGAGAUGUUCAACUUCUUCAGGAAAGGUCAAGAUGCCAAGAAGAGCCCGACACGGGACAAAGAGACGGAUGAGUUUGUCUUCCUGGGACAGACCCCGACGGAGAGGCAGAACGGCGUAGCGCCAUAUCCCGCGUCCGAUCUCCCCUACAGUCUGCCUUACCAGAUGCAGCCAGCUAUCCCCCCGCAGCUCAACAGAGGUGAUCCUGCAGCCACCAAGUGGACCAAUCAGCUCUCAGAGGGGAACCCAGCAAUGGCAGACCUGCUCGAUGACAUCCCUUUCAUCCUCGCCCCUCAUGUCCUAGAAGUGCAAAAUAUCUGCCAGGAACUUCCAGAGCCUGUGCCCAACUACAAUCUGGAUGAGAGCUUUUCCCGAUUCCACUACGAUUUCACCUUGGAGAACUCAGUGCUGUGCGGACUAUGAGUCCAGUUUUGUGUCCUGCCUUACAUUUCUCACUAGGCACUUUAAUCGUGAAUAUGUAAAAAUACAGCCGUUACGCUUCCAGUCAUUGUACAUACAAACCCCAUUUUCUGCCACCAAAGCAAUAUUUAUAUUAGUAUAUUACAGUGUGUCGCCGUUCAUUCGUUAGAAUACAGACUAACCAUUUACUAGAGUGAGUGACAUCAAUAGAAAUCCAGCCUGUCUAUUCACUAGAGAUCAGUGACAUCACUGAGCAUAUCCAUUCACUAGAGACCAGUGACAUCACUGAAACUGCAGCCUAUCCAUUCACUAGAGACCAGUGACAUCACUGAGAAUACAGCCUAUAAUUUCAUUAAAGACUAAUAAGGACACUAAAAAUGCAGCAUAUCCAUUCACUAGUGUCCAGUGACAUCACUGAGAUUACAGCAUAUCCAUUCAGUAUAGAACCGUGACACCAAUGGAAAUAAAGCCUAUUCAUUUACUA